AAAAAAACUCGCCGUUCACGGGCGGACAUGUUCAACUGAGCUAGACGAUCGUCCACGUCACUUUCGUACAUGGAUAGGUAGGUAGUAGCCACAUGGUGAACCUCAGGGACUUGUCCUCUGUCGAUCAGCAACCACAGGAAUGCAUCUUGGUAAAGGAAUGGCAUAGAAACACCAAGUAUUAUACUACCUGGUCUACGCUAAGCAUAUCAUCCAUCCAUCCAGCAAGCCAUACAGGAGACCGCCUCCAAAAGAAAACUAAAAUAGACAUGUAUCCCCGAAUUCUUCCAACGAACCGAAAAAGGAAAAAAGAAGGGAGACCACGUCGAUGCAACAGUCAAAACACCACCUCCCUUUUAAAACGAAAAAAAACGCCAUGCGUGCACGGUAGGGCAACUCUUGAGCAGCGAAUUUGGCACGCCGAGACAGAUAUCAUAUAUAUCAAGCACAACGCCACCUUUCCCCCCCCCCCCCCCCAAAAGACACAAAAAAGUGUAAAGCUCUCGGCGCAAUCCUUCCUCAUGUUGAGCCCAAAGCCUGAAAAAGUAUCCUUUUGUUUUUGUUUUUUUUCUUUGAACUCAACUUUGGGGACGAGGAUUCAUAUUACAUUUUUGUGUGUGUGUUUAUUUUUUUCAUGCAUCCCCGUAAUGAUGAGGCUUCGAAUCUACGAGGAGGCCGUUAGCGAUGGGCGCUUUUUUUGAGUCAAAGCUGAUUUAUGCGUAGAGAUGCUGUGUGAAGGGCUGACUGGUAGUUUGCGUAGGGCAAAAAAGGUGAAGGCGCUGUCAAGUGUGUGAUAUAUAUAGAUAUUCGACGCUACUCA
Pseudovirgaria hyperparasitica is the source of this 817-nucleotide messenger RNA. RefSeq lists its product as uncharacterized. The record is from RefSeq and is a predicted model, not a curated record. Bases 93 to 698 code for a protein of 201 amino acids. NCBI's taxonomy places the organism in Eukaryota, Fungi, Ascomycota, Dothideomycetes, Acrospermales, Acrospermaceae. The transcript has a single exon.